CCUCUGCGCUCGUCCACCUUUCCAGUGAUAGACCUGAGGGGGCCAGCGUCUGUCCUGGACCCAGCCAUGAGGUCCUUGGUAGCCUUCAUCUGCCUAGCUCAGCUUCUGAGCUAUGCUACUGCUAGAAGUCCUCUUCCUCCCCCGGUGAGGGACCCAAACUGUGAUGACCCAGAGGUAGAACAGGCUGCCUGGGCAGCCGUACAGUAUGUCAACAGCAACCACAGACACGGAUACAAGUACACUCUGAAUCAGAUUGACAAAGUGAGAGUGUACCAGAGGAAGCCCGUGGGAGAGGUGUAUUCAAUGGAGAUUGACUUGUUGGAAACCACCUGCCAUGUGCUGGACCCAACCCCACUGGAAAACUGCACUGUGAGGCAGCUGACAGAACACGCUGUGGAAGGAGACUGUGAUGUCAAUGUGCUGAAACUUGACAACCAGUUUGUGGUAUCGAAUGCCAAGUGUGAGUCCAGUCCAGACUCAGCAGAAGACGUGCGUAAAAUCUGCCUGGACUGUGCCCUGCUGGCCCCCUUGAAUGACACCAAGGUGCUCCACACUGUUGAUGCUGCUGUGGCUGCCUUCAAUGCCCAGAACCACACUAGUUAUUUCAAACUUCUAGAGAUUUCCAGGGCUCAGCUCACGCCCCUCCACUCUUCUGUCUACGUGGAGUUUGUGGUGGGACCCACUGACUGUUCGCCAAAAGACGCGGCUGAGCCAGCUGCCUGCAACCUGCUGGCAGACCAGCAUGGCUUCUGCAAGGCAACACUGACCGAGAAAGUUGGUGGGGAAGAUGUUGCUGCCUCCUGUGUGGUCUUUGGAACCGUGCCUGUGGUACCCCAACCCCAACCUGAUGGAGCAGGACCCACUGUGGGACCCACUGUGGCUGCCGGAACUCCCGUGGUUGCUGGACCUGGACCUGCCGUGGCUGUGGGACCUGCUGUGGUUGGCAGACCCCCUGUAUUCCCUGCAAAGCCCAUUUUGAGCCAUUUGCCCCAUCAUGACCUCAGGCAUUCCAUUAUUGGGGUGGGCUCCUUUGAAUCUGCCUCUGGGGAACAUGGCCCUCCCCGAGGGCCUGGUGCACUAGGUCCUAAGCCUGUUAUACCAGGUGCUGGGCCUGCUGCACCAGCAAUCCCUCUGUGUCCAGGAAGGAUCAGGUAUUUCAAGGUCUAACCUUGUUCCCAGCUCUGGAAUUAAACCAUAUUUGACAAGUGUUCCUAUCUAUACAACCUUAGCAGAGGGGGAUAGGAAACAGGGCUGCCAUUUUGUCAAAGCUGAGGAAUGGGGUGGGAAUUGAGGAAAAAAAUGCCUUUUUUUGGUAUUUCUCCUAGUUUAGGCUGUGAAGCACACAAAAAAAGAAUUCCUAAAAUCCCCCCUCUUCCCCCUACCUUACAAGACAGAAGGGGAGGGAGGAAUGUCACAUUGGAUGGACAAUGCUAGUGACUCCCACAUUCUGACCAAGGAUCUCAGUGCCCUGCCUUGACACUCAACAGACACGAGAUGGCAGUCACUGUAUGCUCUGCCUUCUGGGUUGAUCUGUCACAGCAAAGAGAAAUGUGAUUUGAGAGGUGCUAUUGCCAAACUUGUGGCUUCCUGUUAAGAAACUAUUUUAAUAAACAAAGCUUCUAAAAGGAGA
Messenger RNA from Phascolarctos cinereus (koala), 1630 nucleotides. RefSeq names its product alpha 2-HS glycoprotein (gene AHSG). Gene Ontology annotation, biological process: negative regulation of endopeptidase activity. Gene Ontology annotation, cellular component: extracellular region; extracellular matrix; blood microparticle. Gene Ontology annotation, molecular function: cysteine-type endopeptidase inhibitor activity. The record is from RefSeq and is a predicted model, not a curated record. NCBI's taxonomy places the organism in Eukaryota, Metazoa, Chordata, Mammalia, Diprotodontia, Phascolarctidae.